This is a messenger RNA of Amphibalanus amphitrite, 2876 nucleotides long. RefSeq lists its product as uncharacterized. The annotation marks the transcript as partial. Gene Ontology annotation, molecular function: ubiquitin protein ligase activity. The transcript has 18 exons. The record is from RefSeq and is a predicted model, not a curated record. NCBI's taxonomy places the organism in Eukaryota, Metazoa, Arthropoda, Thecostraca, Balanomorpha, Balanidae.
GCGCGAGCCCCCGGUGGCGCCGCGCCAUGUUCAAGUUUCACGCGGUGCACGGCUCGCACGUGGCGCUCGAAAACGAUGACACGUGCGCCACACGCCGCGAGGGCUUCUGCAAUGGAAUCACGUUCAGCUCGGUUCCGAUGGCACGCGGUGAGCAGUACCACCUGAGAGUGAGCCAGGUCUCCGACUGGAGCGGCGCGCUGCGACUGGGGGUCACCUGGCACGACCCGGCCACGCUGACCUCCCUGCCGCGCUACUCGUUCCCCGACUUAAUCCGGCGGCCCGGGUUCUGGGUGCGCACCAUCCGCGAACAGCACCUCAGUGACGGCGCCAGGAUCCACUUUUGGCUGACACUGGACGGAGUUCUACACGUCUCGGUCAACCACCAGCAGGUCACCCGGCUGGCCACCGGCGUCGGCGAGGACAGGCCGCUCUGGGCCCUGGUGGACGUCUAUGGCAACACACAGUCGGUCCAGGUCACCGGGGAUGAGGAGACGCCUCUGGAGAUUCUGGCCCGCGGUCAGGCGGCGCGGGACCUGUACCGUCAGGUGCGCAGGGCCGGCACUGUACCGGUGUACCGUAGUCGGCUCUUCAUCAUCGGGAACUGCGGGGCCGGUAAGACGACGCUGCGUCACCUGCUGCUGGGCAGCUCUGCCGUCAGCCAGCCACCGCCGACCGCCGGUCUGGACAGCUCGGAUCUGUUCACAUUUCCCGUGGACGACCCGUCGGCAUGGCAACCGGACAGCGCCUCGGUGGGCAGCCGCCGGCCCAGCACCGGGCGCUGGUCGAGUGCCCAGAGAGAGCCGGAGGAAAUUGAGGAAGAGUACCAGACGGCCAUCGCGCGGAACGUGGUCAGAGAGCUGCUCAAGGACCGAAAGUCGCGGGAGAUGGCCAAACGGAAGAGCCGCUCAUCGUCGCGCCACUUCUCCAGCACGUUCAGGGUCAACCUCAGCCGCAGCAGCCUCAACAAGGUCAUGCCCAGGAAGGAUUUCGAGGUAACUGACGAGGGUGCACUGAAGGAGCUGCCCCCGGAGAUUGUCAGGCUGGUGGAGGAGAUGCUGGCUGAAUCUCCCGACAACAGCCAGGAGAGGAACGAGUCGCCCGAACCGGGACAGAAACAGCAGGUGACGGUGAGUGUGUGGGACUGGAGCGGCGACCCGGAGUACGAGGCCGUGCUCCUCCCCCUGCUGGGCUACAGAGGCGUCUACCUGCUGGUGUUUGAUGCCUCUCAGCCGCUGGAUGGACCGGCUACCAUUACCACCUGGGCGAAGGGUCAGGCUAGCGAGACUCCGGUGGAGGGCCGCACUCGUCUGGACCAGCUGCUCGACUGGCUGCAACUGGUGCACACAGCUGCCACACCGGGCUCAGCUGGCGAGGGGCUCGGCACGGGCACCCUGGCGCCGCCCGUGCUACUGGUGGGUGUGUGGAGCACACAGGACGACCGGCCGCCGCCCACAGAGACGGAGCUGCAGCAGAGCCGUCAGCUCAUCCGUCAGGCCCUGGAGGGCCGGCUCAGCGGCCGGCACGUUCACAGCCAGGUGUUAACCGUGCCAAUAUCGGGGGACGCGGCGGCCCUGAACGCCCUCAGAGGCUGUCUCGGGCAGCUGACUCUGAGCCAGGCGUAUAUGGGUGAGAAGGUGCCCGUACGGUGGCUGCGGCUCGAAGAGGAGGUGGCCAGGAGGGUGCGAUCCGGGCUGGUGGUGGCUACAUGGCCAGAGAUGGAGACGAUGGCGGCGGAGCACGACGUGGCCGGUGAGGAGCUGACGACCUUCCUGCGCUUCCACCACGACCAGGGCAGUCUGCUGCUGCACGGAGACGGCCCGCACCGGCUGGUGCUCCUCUCGCCCCAGUGGCUCGUUCAGCUCUUCGCUGACGUCAUCAACGCCAAACGGAAAUACUACCAGUCGGCGCCCAGCGGCUGGCGGCGUCUGGAGUCCGAGGGGGUGGUGGAAGCGGCCUUGCUGAGUCGACACUGGGACCAGUUGACCAACAGUGCCAUCACAUUGGGCGUCCUGCGCCGACUGGGGCUGGUCUGCCCGCUGGCGCCGCCGCCGCCACUCUACGACCUGGCGGAGAGCGCGAGGAGCUCAGAGGAGACCCCUCGGUCACCCUCUGACUCGCUGACCCUCUUCAUCGACUUCUGCGGCUUCCUCACCGCGAGUCUGGUGAGUCAGCUGGUGGUACGGCUGGCCGUCUGGACCCAGGAGAGCUCCCACCGGGCGCCACACGUGUCCUACGGCCGGGCGCGGCUCUUCGUGGACGGCUCGCACGAGCUGCUGCUGACCGCGGCGCCGCUCCACCUGGCCAGAAUACAGGUGACGGUGGCGCGGAUAUCUGUGCUGAUGGAGGACGGACUGGAGUCGUACCCCACCCUGCCGGACUGCGGACCCACCGGGGGACCCAGCCCCGACGCCUGUCUCCAGAUACAUCGCCGACUGGACUCCACAUUAGCCGAGGUGCGCGCGGCACUGUGCCGCCGUCUGCAGUGGCAGUUUACCGUCGAGUGUCCGUGCGGCCGUCCGUGCACCGUCCACCGGCGCGCCGACUGCCCGGCCCCCGAGUGUCUGCACACGCUGCCGCUGAACCAGUGCCUCUCCGGAGACACCGUCUACUGCGACUUCCGACGGGUGUCCGUGGAGCACGUGAAGCGCUGCUUCGAGCGCCGCCAGCCCGACCGGACGACCGAAGUCAGCCUGGCACCUGUGCUUCCCGCCCGCUACCUAAGUCGCCACGAGAGUCUCAGCUCGGCCUCUGCGCCUCAGUGGGUCAAACAGGCCGCCAAACUGCUCAACGCCGGAGGACCCGGAUCAGACUGGAUGGCAGUCGCCAAGAAAAUCGGUCAGCUGGGUUCUGAGGCGGACGGGUUGGGAGGAACACUA